This is a messenger RNA of Penicillium digitatum Pd1, 324 nucleotides long. RefSeq names its product TMEM14 family protein. The record is from RefSeq and is a predicted model, not a curated record. NCBI's taxonomy places the organism in Eukaryota, Fungi, Ascomycota, Eurotiomycetes, Eurotiales, Aspergillaceae. Gene Ontology annotation, cellular component: membrane.
AUGGCUGAACAUCCUUCCUUUACCCUUGCCGCCCUUCUGCCCCUUGGAGGUACCGUUGGGUUUCUGCGAACCCGAUCAGCGCCUUCCUUGAUUGCCGGUGUUGGACUCGGCGUAUCAUAUGCCUAUUCAGGCUACUUGAUCAAGGAGAACAAGGACUACGGCACCGAGCUCGCCCUGGGAAAUAGCAUUCUUCUGGGCUCUGCAGUCCCUAGGAUCAUUAAGACAAAGGCCAGAGCCGCUAUGCCUCUGGCUCUAGGUGCCACUGGGUUGUUGGCAUCUUUCUACUAUCAGAAGAAGGUUCGGGAGUUCCGCUUCGGAGUCUAG